Lolium perenne is the source of this 576-nucleotide messenger RNA. RefSeq names its product histone H4. Gene Ontology annotation, molecular function: protein heterodimerization activity; DNA binding; structural constituent of chromatin. Gene Ontology annotation, cellular component: nucleosome. The record is from RefSeq and is a predicted model, not a curated record. Lineage: Eukaryota; Viridiplantae; Streptophyta; Magnoliopsida; Poales; Poaceae.
ACCACCAAUCCCCCAAAUCACCAAUUCCCGCAGCUCGUCUUCCCCCAAAUUCGAAUCUCUCCCAGCGCAGCAGCAAGGUUUCCGGCGAUGUCGGGACGCGGCAAGGGCGGCAAGGGGCUCGGCAAGGGCGGCGCCAAGCGCCACCGGAAGGUCCUCCGCGACAACAUCCAGGGCAUCACCAAGCCGGCGAUCCGGAGGCUGGCGAGGAGGGGCGGCGUGAAGCGCAUCUCCGGCCUCAUCUACGAGGAGACCCGCGGCGUGCUCAAGAUCUUCCUCGAGAACGUCAUCCGCGACGCCGUCACCUACACCGAGCACGCCCGCCGCAAGACCGUCACCGCCAUGGACGUCGUCUACGCGCUCAAGCGCCAGGGCCGCACCCUCUACGGCUUCGGAGGCUAGAUUCGUGGGCGUCGGUGGCGUGGAAGUACUGCUGCGUCGUGGUCUCUGUGUGAUAAUGUUCUGUCGUAGUAGAUGGGACUUGCUCCUUCCUUAUGUUCGUCGUUGUGCUACGUCUGAUGUGUUCAGUUGGCUGUAAUACCUUGCUGUGUUCAAUGAAACAUGCCAGAUCCUGAAUCU